GAGAUUUUGUUGUUUUUUGUAAUCGAACAAUUCCGGUAAUGUUUUUUUUCUGUGAGUGUUGUAUUGAAAGUAUGUGCUUAGUGUGAUUUAAACAUUGUUCGUAAUUUAUUAUUGACUUGAAGACGACGUCAUAUCUUCCAGUAUGAAGUCCGUGAACGUGUCAAUGUCGUUAUACUUAUUGAAUUAGUGUGCAUCGGUGGCGUGUCGUGUGUCGCGGCCGUGGAGGCGGCGGAGGGUUUCGCUUGCACGCUGUAGAGGGCUGCGACCAAAGGGCGCCUCACGAUGGGAGCCCAGCAGGCCAAAGAACGCGGCACGGCGAGUGGUGCGUCCAUGCGCUCGGCGCGCACCAAGCCCCGAGUGCCGAAGGUCCCCGGCAUGCUAGGCUCUAAUAUAUUCACGGAGCAUAGUGAGGCGUUGCUGCAGAGCCGGCCGUUGCCGCACAUCCCUGACCUGCCAGAUGGCGAGGGUGCAGCCGCAGCCGCCGCCGCCGCGCCCAGCACGCCGCAGCCGCUCGACACCGCCAACAGAUGGACGUCGAAGGAGAACCUACUGGCUCACCAUGAAGACGAGGACCCGCAGCUAUUUGUGGCGCUGUAUGACUUCCAGGCAGGGGGCGAGAACCAGCUCAGUCUCAAGAAAGGUGAGCAGGUGCGGAUUAUGAGCUACAACAAAAGCGGCGAGUGGUGCGAGGCACACACACUGGGCGGAGGAGUGGGUUGGGUGCCGAGCAACUACGUCACACCGGUCAACUCGCUGGAGAAGCACUCGUGGUACCACGGGCCCAUCUCACGGAACGCCGCCGAGUACCUACUCUCCUCUGGGAUCAACGGCAGCUUUCUGGUCCGCGAAUCCGAGUCCAGUCCUGGUCAAAGGAGCAUUUCCCUUAGGUUUGAGGGUCGCGUGUACCACUACCGCAUCAACGAGGAUUCCGACGGGAAGGUGUACGUGACGUCGGAGUCAAAGUUCGGCACGCUGGCGGAGCUGGUGCAUCACCACUCGGUGCUGGGUGACGGGCUGAUCACGCAGCUACUGUACCCGGCGCCCAAGCGGAACAAGCCCACCGUGUUCCCGCUGGCGCCACCCGACGAGUGGGAGAUCGACCGCACCGACAUCGUCAUGAAGCACAAGCUGGGCGGCGGCCAGUACGGCGACGUCUACGAGGCCACGUGGAAGAGAUGCAACAUCACCGUGGCGGUGAAGACGUUGAAGGAUGACACGAUGGCGCUGAAGGACUUCCUGGAGGAAGCGGCGAUCAUGAAGGAGAUGCGGCACCGCAACCUGGUGCAGCUGCUGGGCGUGUGCACGCGCGAGCCUCCCUUCUAUAUCAUCACGGAGUUCAUGUCCCGCGGGAACCUGCUGGAAUAUCUGCGGGCGGCGCGGGAACCAGCGCCAGAUGCUGUCGUGCUCAUGUACAUGGCUACACAGAUCGCCUCCGGCAUGAGCUACCUGGAGAGCCGUUCCUUCAUUCACAGGGACUUGGCGGCUCGCAACUGCCUAGUGGGCGAAAGCCACCUGGUGAAGGUGGCGGACUUCGGUCUGGCGCGGCUGAUGCGCGACGACACGUACACGGCGCACGCAGGAGCCAAGUUCCCCAUAAAGUGGACCGCGCCCGAGGGCCUCGCAUACAACACCUUCAGCACCAAGUCCGACGUGUGGGCCUUCGGCAUACUGCUGUGGGAGAUCGCCACCUACGGCAUGUCGCCCUACCCCGGCGUUGACCUCGCAGACGUCUACCACAUGCUCGAGAAGGGCUACCGCAUGGAGUGCCCGCCGGGCUGCCCGGGGCCGGUGUAUGAGCUGAUGCGUGGCUGCUGGCAGUGGAGCCCCGCCGACCGGCCCAGCUUCCGCGAUAUUCACCACGCACUCGAGCACAUGUUCCAGGACAACUCCAUCACAGAGGAGGUGGAGAAGCAACUGCAAGAGGGCGGGUGCUCCGGGUCCGGGACUCCGCUCUCGGUGAAGAAGGGCGGUGUAGCUGUGGGCGGUGGCGUGCAGAUGCGGCGCCCGACCAACAGGCGCGGCAAGCAAGCGCCCACCCCGCCCAAGCGAACCAGCCUGCUGUCGUCGUGCAGUUCGUUCCGCGAGUCGCAGUACGCAGCCGAGGAGCACUCGCCCCACGAUGACUCGCUGGCUUCACUUAACGAGGGUGCAAUGACCGCAGGGGGGUCGCGCGGGGCCGGGGGCGGGCGUGAGGCUUCAUCCGAGGGCUCACCGGCGGAGGCAGCCGCCGAUACAGACGAGUCUGCAGCCGGCGGUGACCUCCGCGUGAGAGCCAGACGCCGCCCCCACGCGCACCCGCACCCGCACCACGCCGCAGCGCAUGACCUCCAACCCAAGCAGGAAGUACAAGUGGCCGCUUUGGAAGUGCAAAAUGUGAAAAGGGCUAUUCAUCGGUACGGCACAUUACCGAAAGGAGCUCGUAUUGGUGCAUUUUUGGAGUCACUUCGGCAGAGCGGCGGUGGCGGCGGCGCGAGUAGCAGCAGCAGUGCCGUGCGACGUGAGCCACCGCAGGACGAAGCGCGGUCUUUAUCGCCACGAACGGCGCGUGCUCAACCGCAUAUGAUCCGGUCCAACUCUUCCGGUGGCGUCACGGCUCCGGCGCCAGCAUCGCCCCGUGCAACCCGUGCAGCUCCCCUGCGAUCAUUCGACGGCCCGGCGAAACCCCGGCCCCGACUUGCCGAGUUGGAAUUUCCGCCUCCGCCGGUAGACUUGCCUCCCCCACCAGAGGACACGCGGCCUCCGCCGCCACCACCGCCACCGGAUCGCUGUCGGGACGCCGGCACCGAAGCCGAGGGAAACGAUCCGUCGCCCGGAAUCGAUGCCGAACAGAAGCUCGCUAAGCGAACUAUGAAGGAGAUGCUAGAGUUGAAAUUAGUCGCGGAAAUUAAGGAGCGGGCCGACAAAAAGAAACAAUUAAAAGACUCUCCGCCACCGCACGAACUAAUAGAAACGCAUACUUCGUACGGUGACCCCGCGGCGCGGCUCGUCACUGAAUUAUCGGCCAGUUUAAACAUGGACGCAUUACGUAAGUCCGAUAGAAAAGUGGAUGGAACUAAGUCCACGGACAAUAAAGACACGGUAUCGCCGAUAGACUUGAAAGCUAGUCUCAGAAAGACCAUGUAUAAUAAUAACAUUGAUCAAAAGAAAAGCGAUACGGAGCCUAAAACUAAUACAGAUUUUAAAUCUCAAUUGAAGAAGGUAGAUACCAAUAAGAAAAUUAAUAAUUGCAGUAAAGAACCCGAAGAGUCGGGACGUUCGAUAAUAGAUUUCAAAUCGCGACUACGAAAAGUGGACAGCGGAUCAGUGGCCACUAAUGGCAACGCGAAGAAGCCAGAGCAGAGUUCGCCCGAGGAGAAGGAAUUCGACUCGCGGAAAGGCGAAGAUUGCGAAAGGAAGAGGUCGGAGAGUGGAUCGCUGGACACGAGCGGCGGCGAUGAGGAAGACAAAAGACGGAGCACGGGCAGCAUCAGCAGUCUAAAGAAGCUUUGGGAGAACAAGGAGACGGAGGAGCGGCUGAGUCCUUCGCUGCGUGCUCGCAGGGAACCGGAUAGUGAAGACACGUCGCCAGAGGAGCGUAGUGCCGGCCGCGCCGUCCGUCGCGAUGACCGGCCCGCCGUUCCCAGCAAGCCGCCACUCAAGGCCCUGACCAAACCGGUGGGUAGGGGUGGUAUCUACGCGACGCCGUCCGGUUCGCCGGCCUGUGCUCCGUCCGGAGGCGGAGAGGACGCGGACGAUUCGGACGGACUGGAGGCGGUGCGCGCCGCACUCCACUGCUGUUUCGAUGAGUGCACGUAUGGCGGCGGUGGGCAGGUGCGUCGCGGCGGCGGCGGACGGGGUUCGGUGUGGCGGCUGCGCACGUCGGAGCGGCUGGCGCGGCUGGCGUCGCGGUGCGCGGCUGCGGCCGCCAAUGGUGGCUGCGCCCCGCACCGCCGCGUGCGACUGCGAGCCGCCGCCGCCCGCCUCGAGGCUGAGGCACGUGCGCUCGCCUCGCAGCGGCAACGCGCCGACGGCGUCGAGCUCGCGCUCAGGCAGCUCGCCGAUGUUGUCGACGGGUAAACGUCGUGAAGAAGGAGAACGUCAUACCAGCGCCACGUAGUAGCCGCCACCACCAUCUCUAAUGAUGACCGCUCCGCCGCCGCUGCAGGGGCAACACUGACUGUAUUACAAUCACCGCAUUUUACAUAUAUCAUAGAAUUUUCUCAAUGGGGCUUUUUACACUUUAUUGUAGUUGGACGCCCACGGUUUGACCAAUGAUCGUGCAUGAAACCGUUUUUAUCGUCUGCGGAAUUUGAAAAGCGACCGUAUUUGGAAUUAGCACGCUCUCAAAUCUAAUUCAUAUAGGUAGAAUUAUGAACUUUGCAAGUAAUUCGCUAAAAUGUUUUUUUUACAAUUCUCUGUGUAUAUAUAUGAAUACGUAUAUUCACUCGAUUGGUUUACAAUUACGCAAUUGAUAUUAUAUCGUCUCAUUAGGAUGCUUAAUGAUAAACUUGGCUUUCAGUGUAAUUUAACGUAAUAUUUGCACGAUAAAUAAAAUAUAGUCGAUUAUGACGUGCAACACGAAAUAUUUUCUAUUAAAGUUAUUCGUAUGAGUCAUGUAUACACCGUAAUUUAAUGCUAAACUGAUAUAAUUUAUAAUGGAAUAGAACUUGUUCAGAGUUAAUCAUAAUGAAUAUAAGUUAUAAUAAUUCAGUGAUAUAUCGAAACAGUUUACAAUUAUCCGUUCAAACCGCGCCAUCAGCAGACUGAUUUUUAUAAAUUCUCAUAUUUGGACUAGUUUUCUCGGAUUUUAUUAUAAAUUUGACUGACUUUGUAUGUUAAUAAAUCUAUGCUCCUGUAUGGAUACAGCAGCGUGCAAACCGGCCUAGCCCGGUACACCUGCAUGUAUGCCAUGGAAUUACUGUGUAGUGUUAAGUUUAAUCGGCCUCGACCGUCACGUCACGUCGACGUCAGGCUUGCAGAUUUAGUACAAACGGUGUAAUAACGCCGCGCGCGCAGUGACCGACCAGCGAGUACAAUCUGGCAUCCGUAUAUUAUUUGUACAAGUAUUAUAAUUGUGUGUGUAUUGCGUAGUUAAGGCGUCCCGCUGCCCGACGCGUUAUUCCUCUUGCUUAUGUGUAAAGACUGACAGAUGAUAUUCCUCGUGGAGAUUGCGUGAUUGCUUGUUUCUAGGUAGGUAGGUUUGAAAGCCGAGCGAGUGACGCUGAUCAGACACUGUCGAGCUCCCGUCCCGCUUCCUCCCUCCCUUCUUGUCACAACUGUGCUCGUUUGUGACUAGUGAAGCGACAAGCGACCACCCAUGGGGCCCGUCAUGUAGUGAUUGCGCUGUAUAUUACGCAUGUAGGACCGCGUCGGUCCUUUCCCUACUAAUACUAGGUAUUGACGUGGUGAAGGGUCCACCAGUGACGGAACACGUGUUUGCUAUAGCAGACAUUGUUACUAAACUAGUACAGAACCCCACCUAAUGUAAACUAAAAUUGGUUUAAUUGAUAACCUCUUGUCUUUUUAAAGUCAAAUAUUUGCAUAAUUAAUUUUCUCAUCACUUUAUUAAAUUAUUGUUUUAAUUUAUUAUACUGGAUGUAUAUAUGCUCUUUACAUUGAUGUCCAUUUUUUAUUUUUUAUUGAUUUUUGUUUACAAUUUUAUUAAUUUAUAUUUUUUUACUUUUCACCGUAUUCGAUUUUUGAUCGGCUUAUUGAAUUUUGCAUGGAAACAUUAUAAAUAUAAUAUUGGAUAUAAAUCCAUAAUCAUAUACUGUAUGUAUAAUUGACGUGAUAUAGUGAUAAGUGAGAUUUCUUAUCAUAAUUAAUAAUUUUUAACUGGUACUGAGGUGCUUCUUCCGUAUUGGGGUAUGUAACCUCGCAG
Molecule: messenger RNA, 5860 nt
Organism: Achroia grisella
Lineage: Eukaryota; Metazoa; Arthropoda; Insecta; Lepidoptera; Pyralidae
Gene: Abl
Product: tyrosine-protein kinase Abl
Exons: 16
Coding region: 283-4056 (1257 amino acids)
Biological process (GO): protein phosphorylation
Molecular function (GO): protein tyrosine kinase activity; ATP binding; protein binding
Source: RefSeq, a predicted model, not a curated record